Messenger RNA from Danaus plexippus (monarch butterfly), 1923 nucleotides. RefSeq names its product lipase 3-like. Gene Ontology annotation, biological process: lipid metabolic process. Lineage: Eukaryota; Metazoa; Arthropoda; Insecta; Lepidoptera; Nymphalidae. The coding region runs from base 196 to 1587 and encodes 463 amino acids. The record is from RefSeq and is a predicted model, not a curated record. The transcript has a single exon.
AGACACAACGAAAUCUAUAGAAGAUUCAGACAGAAGCCUAUUGAAAAAAGACUAAACAGUGAUCUUACGUCGAGUAAUUCAUGGCGAUUUAUUUUAAUUGCAUUGAAAAAAAAACGGUGUUUACUCAUAUCAAGGUUAAACCUCACUACAUUAUAUUACAUGGUACCUGUGACUAGCGUUAGUCAUUUCUGAAACAUGAUUGUCACUGGUAUAAUACAUAUAGUACUUUUAUUAUCUUGUAAUGGUCAGUUAGAAGGCAUACCACAAUUACAAGAGUUAAUAAGACCAUUGACAAAGAAUCCUUUCUUACAAUCCAUCGCUGGAACAUCGUCAGACUUCUUAGCCGAUAGCGUGGAACUCGUAAGCCACAUUCCAAUAGCAAUCGCCAGGGCUUUGACACCAUUAGAUGUCUGGCCUGUUCUCGUUAGUCACAGAAAUGUAGUCGAUUUGACGGAUCGGUUUGUCAAAGAAUUAGAUUUGGGCUCAAAAAACGAAGAUGCGACGUUAAACAUCACAGAGCUCAUAUCGAAAUAUGGUUAUCCAGUAGAAACCCACGACGUGGUGACUGAGGAUGGGUAUGUUCUCCGAAUGUUUAGGAUACCCGGCAAUGGUUCGGUUCUAUUCCUCAUGCACGGCUUGCUAGGAAGUGCCGAUGACUUCGUAGUGGCGGGCGUGGAAAGUGGUCUAGCCUAUCAGUUAUCCAGAGGAGGCUACGACGUCUGGCUGGGCAACGCUCGAGGAAAUAAACACUCGCGUCGUCACACACACUUGCGUCCUUUAGAUUCAAAGUUUUGGGACUUUACGUGGCAUGAAAUAGGUUUAUAUGACUUGCCCGCCAUGAUCGACUACGCCUUUGAAAAGAGCGGUUCUACAACACUAAAAUAUAUAGGUCACUCGCAAGGCACCUCAAGCUUCUUCGUUAUGGCAUCUGAAAGACCUGAGUAUAACGAAAAGAUUAGUUUGAUGGUUGCUCUGUCUCCAGUCGCGUUCAUGUCUCACGUGAGAUCGCCGAUUAUAAGACUGCUGGCUUCCGAGGGCCCCCUCUUGUACACUAUAUCGAAUGGUAUUGGAAUAAAUGAAUUUCUGCCUGAUAAUAAACUUGUUAAAACAUUGAAGAGUUUGUUAUGUAGUGUCGGUGUAAUGUCAGAAAUAUUGUGCAACAAUCUUCUAUUCUUAAUAGUGGGAUUCGACCUCGAGCAGUUGAACGUGACCAACCUCCCCGUGUUAUUUGGGCAUGUUCCAUCUGGUUCAUCAGCGAAGCAGUUAGCUCAUUAUGGACAGCUUAUAAUUUCUGAUGAGUUCAGGAAAUAUGAUUACGGUACACACGGGAACUUGAGAAGAUAUGGAAAAACGUUCCCGCCGAGAUACAACCUCAGGAGGAUAAGCGCUCCCGUGUCAUUAUUCUACAGUGAUGCCGAUUGGUUGGCACAUCCCGCUGACGUGAGAAGACUCCUCCACGAGCUCGGGAAUGUGGUAGAUGUAUACAAAAUUCCCUACAAAUAUUUCAAUCAUCUAGACUUUCUGUUCUCCAAAGACUGCAAAAUACUAAUUUAUGAAAGAUUACGAAAGGUUCUCCAGUCUUUUUAGUUAUUUUCUUAACUUUUUUUUAUUAUUUACAAUAUUUAAAUCCCUACUUUAUUAUGGCUUCAAAUGUUAAUGGAUUGUUAGACAACGUUACUAAGUGACAAUGAUACCUUCAUUAUAUUUUUUGUAUGCCCUAUUGUCUUAUGACUGACGUCAUAUGAUUGACAUCAUCAGCAGUUGGGUUUAAAACUUUAGUAGUUCCCGUAACUAUUUACUAUAUACGAAUUAUUGUUUAUAUAUUUUUGUCGUUCUAGGACCUAGGUGCUGGUGAUAUAUAAUUAGUCUUCUUUAAAUAAUAAUACUAAUAAUUAAAUAAACUCCUCUAUUCCAUUCCUCAAA